This is a messenger RNA of Mesorhabditis spiculigera, 837 nucleotides long. The record is from the annotation of a GenBank genome assembly. NCBI's taxonomy places the organism in Eukaryota, Metazoa, Nematoda, Chromadorea, Rhabditida, Rhabditidae.
AUGGAAGACACCUGCACCGUGGAUCUCAAGGACGCGAAGUUCUCCUACUACGCAUGUGACCUGCUGCAGGUGGCAAAUGUGACGGCAAACCCUCGCCGCAGAUUGAUCGGAGAAACCAGGAUCAAAGUUUCCGGUCUCCCAAAGACCAUCAGAAACAGGAAGGAGCUCUGCACACGGUUGCUCCAGCCGGAAUUGGAAGCGUUCAAUCAGAGGCCAUCGGAACAUCGAGGCUACUGGCUUAGGGUGUCGGACUCUACCGACCUUGCUCACCUUCGGAUGGAUCUCCUCAAAGUCUCCGGCUGGCCGUUGGCAAAUGUGGAAGCAGCACAUGAUCAGCUCGUCGCAUUGUUCGCCCCAACCAGUUACAGCGUACGCGAAGCUGACCAAGAUUGGCUGCUGCAUGGGGAUCUUGUCGCCAUCACUGCAACCUUUGCCCUCGGCCAGAAGCCAUACUUUGAUGAUUUCUACGAGCUGGUUCGGUGCUACGAAGGCUACAAGCAAAGCGACGGGCAUCGCACCGCCGAAUCCUUGCCGAGCGACUGCUACAAGUUGAAGGGAUGUGGCCAUGUGUUCUGCCGGAUUUGUCUCAAUCGACAGGUGCUCACCUGCGAGACCAGCCGCGAGAAGGUUCCUUUUGCUUGUGCGGCAUGCGAAGAGCCCUUCCGCCCCGUUGAUAUCCAGGAUGACAAGUUCGCGGAGAUCUACAAACACUUGUCCGACGUUCACUCGAAGUGGACCGAUAGACCGUUCGUUUUCGCAGAGGACGGCCGGCUUUUGGAACACCCGCCCGACGAUGAACGCGAAUGGCACGCCGCGAUGGAAGCGGUCUGGGGCAUC